Molecule: messenger RNA, 1171 nt
Organism: Panonychus citri (citrus red mite)
Lineage: Eukaryota; Metazoa; Arthropoda; Arachnida; Trombidiformes; Tetranychidae
Exons: 2
Coding region: 133-765 (210 amino acids)
Source: RefSeq, a predicted model, not a curated record
GUUUUUGAUUCAUUAGUAUAAGUUAUUAAUCAUCUCGUUUUCUUUUGCUGAUUGAUUUUGAAAAGGUGAUCAUCCAUUAAGGCUGUUGAUUCAUUUCUUGCGCGUAAUUAACACAAACAAAACAGAAACGUGAUGGACGAUAUCGGAUUUCCAAAUGAUCAAUCGACUCAACUGACACGAUUACAUGAGUGGCUAAAGCUUCGAAUAAGUGAAUUACACGACCAAGAUGCUAAUCAAUUGUAUGACCCUUCUCGAGUAUUCGAUCUUGAAUAUCUGGACGAAAUCUACUCAACACUAAGUUUGGGCGUGGAAGAGUUUAAUUUGGAUGAUGACAACCCAAUAUCUCACUGUUACUCUGAGAACAACCUUCAGUCCCCUCGAAGUUGUAAGAUAACUAUCGGUGGCGAUAGCAUCUUCGCUGGAGUAUACAGAUCUGCUACUAAUCUUAAUGCAGCAAUAAAAGUUUACCUAGCAGGUCAACUCCAUCUUAUUGAUGUUGUAAGAGCUUCAACUAGGCCGGUCAAAGAUGCUUUGGUUCCAUUCGAAGUAGAUUUAGCUCCAUGGGACAGGAUUAAAGUCGAUGUCGCUUUUAAAGUUAAUCGUUUGAAGUUGAUCCAGAAUCAAGACAUAGCUCAUGACUUAUUGCAGACUGGAAAUAGAAAACUUGUUUACGAAUCACCAACACGAUGGGAUAUUAUCAAUAGUAAAAUAUUAAUGAUUAUUAGGGAAAAUCUUCGUCGACAAACAGUUUCAAAUGUUUUAUAAUCUGUGAAUUGUUUAAAGAUGAAAUUAACGUGAUUUAUGACAAUUAAAUUGGAAUAAGAUUUUCUAUUUAAACUGAGACAAACUCUUUCCGUAAUUUACCAAUUUCACGAAUGAUCCAAACUUGAUCCUCAUGAAACCCGCUAUUAUCUUUUAUAGUUAAUAUUGUUUCUAGUAAUUUGAUUGCGUUUGUUUGAUUUUUCUAUUAAACGAUUCAAAGUGAUUUUCUAGUCGCAAUCAAUUUCGGCGAUUGAUAGUUGCGAUUGGAAUGAACUUCAUCAAACAUAAGUAGAGUAAGCGACAUUUUGCUCAACUCUUCAUUUGUUUAUCCAUCAUUUAAUUAUUUCUAUUAAAUUUUGAUUAGAUUGGAAAGUGCUCAAUGUAAUAAAAUGUAACCACAGUACCCAAA